Salmo salar (Atlantic salmon) is the source of this 2516-nucleotide messenger RNA. RefSeq names its product distal membrane arm assembly component 2 like (gene dmac2l). NCBI's taxonomy places the organism in Eukaryota, Metazoa, Chordata, Actinopteri, Salmoniformes, Salmonidae. The record is from RefSeq and is a predicted model, not a curated record.
CCUUCACCCACUUUGAAGAGCCAAUGGCAAGGCGCGUCUGUCGUACGUAAAGGGUUAAAGUUCAGACGGCCGGAAACAUGUUGGCAACGUGAAAACAGUAAACUAACAGACAGGUGAACGCAAGACCUGAAGAUAUGAGGCUACUGUCCAAGGCACUACAGACCGUUCUCUCCUCGAAGAAAACUUUGUCACUUGAGGGCAGCAGACCGUUCUGGGGAUGGCUCAAUGCUGUCUUCAACAAAGUAGACUAUGAGCGUAUCAAGGCUGUGGGUCCAGACCGUGCUGCUGCAGAGUGGCUGACGAGGUGCGGUGCCAAGGUGAGGUUCCAGGGGUUCGACCGCUGGCAACACGACUACAACGGCCUGCCCACCGGCCCUCUGGGACAAUACAAGAUCCAGGGCAUCGACGCCACAGACUCUUGCAUCAUGUACAAAGGCUUCGAUCACCUGGAUGGACUACAGCAUGUCGAAGAGCUCAAACUCAACAAGAGUAUGUACAUAGAGGAUGCCUGCUUAGAGAGAAUAAGCACCAUAGAGAACCUACAGGCCAGCCUGUACAAGAUGGAGGUGGUCUCCUGUGGGAAUGUGACUGACAAGGGUCUCAUCGCCCUGCAUAAACUCAGGAGUCUAGAACAUCUGUACCUCAGCGAUCUGCCAGGAGUGGUAGAGAAGGAGAAGACCGUGGAGAGACUCCAGACAGCUCUACCUGGGCUGGACAUAGAGCUGGAUCUGGACUGACUGAGGAUGAACCACAACCACAGAGGAACAGUCUGGCACAGUGGGUAGUGCCUUGAUGACCAGGAAGAUGCACGUUGUUUUGCAGCAGCACAUUGUAGCAUAUCGUAAAGUGUUUUGCAAUGAAAAAUUUGAAUUGCCGUUUUAGUCAAGAUUUUUCUUCCUGUUUGGUUUGUAGUGAAUACGACCUUGGUCCCAGAUCUGUUGGUGUUGUCUUGCCAUGGCCUCCUAUGGCCAGUACUCUAUGGCCUACUCCUAUGGUCAUUGGCAUGACCAUAGGCGUUGGCAAGACGGCACAAACAGAUCUGGGACCAGCCUAGUGGGACACGGGACAAAUGAGAUUACUAUGGCAACAUGUUCUCAAGUGGACUUUGUUGGUAUUGUCUCCCCUAAUGUUUAAAUAUGACUCCAUUAAAAAAAAAUUAAAAAAAAAAAAAUAAAGUACAAAGACUGUAACAAGGCUGAGGAUUUCAUUGAAUUGAUUCAUUAGUUUAUAAAUUAUUCAUUUAAUUUGGUGUUCGUAACAUGUCCAAGAGUAGACGCCUAUAGAAGUCCUUAGCUCCGGUGUUCUGACAGUAAUGAUUAAUCAAAUACACUGCUAAGGUUACAUUUCAAAUGUCUUAUGGCUCUAUUCAAUCCGUAAGGUGGAAUUACAGUGGGAUUUAAAUUCGAAAGGUAAUGUUCCCGUGUUAGCGGCGACUGCAUACACCGUAAGCACUUCCGACGUCGGCUCCAUUAGAAAUUACCUUUAUACUGAACAAAAAAUAUAAACGCAACACUUUCUGAGUUACAGUUCAUAUAAGGAAAUCGGUCAAUUGAAAUGCAUUAAUUAGGCCCUAAUCUAUGGAUUAAACAUGACUGGUCAGAUACCUUUUAUAAAAAAAAAUAAAGGCGUUGGAUCAGAACUAGUCAGUAUCUGGUGUGACCAUCUGCCUCAUGCAGCACAACAUCUCCUUCACAUAGAGUUGAUCAGGCUGUUGGUUGUGGCCUGUGGAAUGUUGUUCCACUGUGUGAAGUUGCUGGAUAUUGGCGGGAACUGGAACACGCUGUCGUGCACGUCUGUCCAGGGCAUCCCAAACAUGCUCAAUGGAUGUCAUGUUUGAGUAUGCAGGCCAUGGAAGUUUUCAGCCUCCAGGAAUUGUGUACAGAUCCUUGUGACACAUAGCCGUGCAUUAUCAUGCUGAAACAGAUGGGGGCGGAUGAAUGGCACAACAAUGGGCCUCAGGCUCUUGUCACGCUAUCUCUGUGUAUUCACAUUGCAAUUUUGUUCGUAGCUUAUGCCUGUGUAGGUUCCGUCCCUCUCUUCGCCCGAACCAGGGACCCUUGCACACAACAACCCAUCGCAACGCAAACAACCACUUCAGGUCUCAGAGCGAGUGACGUCACCAAUUGACACGCUAACUAACUAGCGGUUACACCUGCCCCAUAACCUCACCGCCACCAUGGGGCGCUGCUAAAUUCUCUAAAACGACAGUAGCAUGCCACUUGCACACUCCCUCAAAACGUAACUUCUGUGGCGACAAAUCUUUAGUGGCCUUUUGUUCUCCCCAGCACAAGGUGCACCAUAUCUUGGCAAAGGAGAAAUGCAAACAAAUUUGUGCAUACGGAACAUUUCUGGGAUCUUUUAUUUCAGCUCAUGAAACAUGGGACCAACACUUUACAUGUAUAUUUUUGUUCAGAGAUCUAGCCUGAAUAGAACCCUUACUGUAUUUAAUCCACUGUCAUAUUGCUUAUUAACAAUUUCUGUCCAAUAAAAUAAAGCCGAGCUGACCUUUCACCUUC